AUGCUUAAAAAGAAGACUCUGGCGCCGUCCCUCUUCUUUCGGAGCCAUACGCCAUCAACAACCCCCGAAUUAUCCCCCACUUCUUCAGACAGCGAUUCUGAAGAGGACAUGGAAUCCUCUGGCUCCCGACCGGUCAGCCUGGUGGGAGCCUUUUCAAUGCGCCCAACCCUCGAUGAGGUCCUGGCCAACGUUGCUCCACCUCCAUACACCCUCAGUGCCUUCAUGGCUUACCUCUCCCAAAACCACUGUUUGGAAACCCUGGAGUUCACAUUGGAGGCCAACCGAUACCGUGAAUCCUACUAUGCCAUCAUCGACCGCUCGGGACCAAAUGCCCUUGCUGCAGAAUCCUCCGAAAGUCAACACAUGCGCAUGCUCUGGCAGCGUUUAUUAGCAGCCUAUAUCUUCCCGGGCUCGCCUCGUGAAAUCAACCUCUCCAGCGAGGUCCGCGAUGCCCUCCUACAAUACUCAAACGUCUCUGCCCCACCCAACCCCGAGAUCCUCGAUUCCGCAGUCAAGCGCAUCCACGAUCUCAUGGAAGAAUCCAUCUUUCUCCCCUUCAUCAACUCCCACACUACUUCUCCAUCAAUGGUGCCCUCCGAACCCCUCAUGGCCCCAGACGACAUCCUCAAUCUCUCUUCUUCGACAUUAGACGAACACCCCAUGAAACGGGUCCGGUCGCGUGUCUCAAAGCGCAUAUCCCCACAAUCCUCUCUCAAGGACUUGCCCGCUACUGGCCACAGUCGCUCGACCAUGUCCCUCGGCGUCCACGCUAUCGGGAAACGCGCAUCCGGCGCUCUCCUCAGCACCUCCACCGAGUCGGCUUCCCUGACUGAUGACUCGUCACCUCAGUCAAGUCCCACGGCCGAGGAACCAAUGACGCCCCCUACUACGCCGCCGGCGAGUGAACAACAUCUACCCAUACAGAGCCCGAAGCUUCGCACCGAGAACACUUGGAAGAAGAUGGGCAUGAAGCUGGGGUUCAAGAAGCGGUCUACUACUGGUAGUGGGGCAUCGCGGGAUCCCAAGAUCCUUGGUUUGGACGAAUAA
Messenger RNA from Penicillium soppii, 1047 nucleotides. RefSeq names its product regulator of G-protein signaling domain-containing protein. Lineage: Eukaryota; Fungi; Ascomycota; Eurotiomycetes; Eurotiales; Aspergillaceae. The transcript has a single exon. The record is from RefSeq and is a predicted model, not a curated record. The coding region runs from base 1 to 1047 and encodes 348 amino acids.